Molecule: messenger RNA, 1053 nt
Organism: Dentiscutata erythropus
Lineage: Eukaryota; Fungi; Glomeromycota; Glomeromycetes; Diversisporales; Gigasporaceae
Source: the annotation of a GenBank genome assembly
AUGUCCGAGAUAUCUUCUCCCACUUCUACCUCUACUACGGCGACGGAGGACUCUCCCACACUGGCUCAUGUGGUCAAAAGAUGGAAAACAAAAGAGCUCAUUGAGUUCUUACGAAAGGAGGAAGACUUAAACCUUAGCGAAAAAGCUAUUAAAAUUUUAGAACAAGAGGAGAUUGAUGGCCGUGACUUUCUCAAGACAAGCGAAGAAAAGCUUCGCAGUUAUGGAAUGCCAGGUGGACCUGCGUCAAGGCUUUCUGACUUCGCUAAGGACCUUAAUAAACGAAAGUUAAGAGCGUAUUCAUCAUACAAAAGUCUUAAAGAAGUGUUGAGAAAAUUUGGACUAGAUAGUGAUGGUACCGAAUCAAUUCCACUGUUCAAAAUAGCUAAAGUAACCUGUGAGAUUCAAGAUUCUGAUAAGCAUUUUGCACAUUGUAUGGCAGAAAUUAUGGUCAGGCUAAAAAAUUAUGGGUCAUUGGCUGUGGAUAGUUUAGAAGCCAUGCGUAAUGAAUAUGUCGUGGCAAUUCUCCAUACUGCUCUCAAUAUUGCUAGAGACGAAACGCAAAAAAAAUUUAGUAUGAGGCCUCAGUAUGAAAUUGUUGGAAACGAAAGUACUGGGCGAGUGGAUUACGCGAUUAAAGAUGCUGAGGACUUAAUUUGUAUUACAGAGGAUAAACAGCACCAGGUACCCAUGGGUAUGGCCCAAAACAUCCGCCAGCUUGAGAGUUCAUACGAAACGAACAAGAAAAACCGAAAAGCGAGUGAUACUUUCGGGGAUUAUGAUGACUUCGACUAUCUAUAUGGAGUAGUAACAACUGGAAGAGAUUGGUUUUUUUUGUUAUAUAGCCCGGGCGAGAUCUCGCAAGGUAGUAAAUUACCAUAUACCAUUGAAUUUACUGAAGAUGCUUUGAAUGAGGAAUCCGAGGAAUAUCAAAUAUUGCGCAAGAGUGUAAGAAGGGUAUUGGGAGUGGUUGUGGGUAUGUUGAAAGAUAGGGCGUGUGUAGAUAAGUCUGGUGCGAAAAAGAAAGCACGGAUAGAGGAUUAUCGCUCUAGAUAG